Messenger RNA from Alosa sapidissima (American shad), 1717 nucleotides. Its product is annotated as protein shisa-like-2A. Bases 148 to 645 code for a protein of 165 amino acids. The record is from RefSeq and is a predicted model, not a curated record. Lineage: Eukaryota; Metazoa; Chordata; Actinopteri; Clupeiformes; Clupeidae. The transcript is spliced from 3 exons.
AUCGAGCGUGGCAAGCAACAUGAGUAAAUGCAGAGACCCUACGCAAAGUUUUGUCAUGAUUCUUCAGCGUGAAAAAGUCCUCUGCGAAAAGCGCAAAUUAUAUCAGGAAGACUGAUCAGGGUAGAGAUUUGAACCCCGAAGACCACGAUGAGUACUGUUUGUUCAAGCUACUACAACGCUACCAAUGUAUACGUGAACGGAUUCUCGUGUCCUAGACCAGAAAAUGAUGCCCAGGCAAUAUUUUGUUGUGGAUUCAUCGACAUUAAGUAUUGCUGUGAUGACCCAAAUGGCUUUUUCCCAUACGAAUAUGGUUACAUGUGGUGGCUGAGUGUAGGGGCCCUUGUGGGUCUGUCGAUUGCUGCCGUUGUUCUUCUGGCCUUUCUGGUGACUGUGUGCGUCCUCUGCUACUUGUUCAUUGCCACAAAGCCCACGCACCCUGACACUGGUCUGUCCCUGGUGGCACCAGAAUCCACAGCGGCCCCAAGGAAUUCUGGGAUGGCUCCUUCUGCUGGUCCGCAGGGCAUCCGGAAGCUUUUCCAGACCUGUAAGCUGGACUGUGACAGCCAGGCGUCUGACCCUGAGCGCAUCUUCCAGCGCUGCUUUACAGCAACUGUACCCAGGGUGAGUGAAGACGGGCCCUCAUAAGGACCAUCACAGGCGCUGGACCGAAGUGGUCUGAGCAGUGGCUUAGACUGUCAACUAGGUAUGGGGGAGACAACAGCUGGAUCGGACAGCUCAGAACAGCCAAAUCAACAACGCCAUACGCUGCCUUGCUAACACAUCUGCAUCUUCUGUCAGCUCAGUCCAAAAUGGUGCUCCCUCUCCAUAUCUACUAUGGCAUAGAACCUUCAUCGCAUUGCUUGUAUUGCUUCAUCGCAUCCAUUGACUAAAAUGAAAGGGGUCACAUCACAUUAACGAAAGGUGGCUUUUAAAUUUAAAACAAACUCUCCUCAGACUCACCCCAGUUUGGCCUCAAAUAAGGUGGACAGCUGCAUGGACUCUACAAAAGCCUGGUACAACAGAUGUGCCUGAGGCAACUCCAAUCACCUGCCCCAUUUUUAGGAGCGCUACAGCCUUUUCCCCCUUUAAAGCCAGUGGAACUUUCUGAACAAAAUCAAGCUUAGGAGUCAAUAUUCUGAACUGAGUGUAAUUUCCAUCAGCAGAGACAGGUUACUGUGGAAACGCAGGUGCUGUUAGAUGGCCAGUAGAAUCGUAUACCCUGAGCUGGUCAGUUGCCUGUAAACAUUUCACCACCUGUUGCUGUGGGGCCUUUUUCUAUACAGUUUGCAUAGUACUGUGUCAUUGAAAUAUGAACAAGAGCAAAUUUUGUUUGAUUGGCAAGGAUAGGAAUCCAUCUGUUUUCAAAUUAUAGAAACUGUAGUCAUCAAAUUGCAUUUAUCACCACAGAACAAAAACAACUGUUGACAUCGACUUACAAAUAAUAUUUGCUUUGGCCAAAGCACAGAGGUCUUUGUGUGUGUUUGCAUGUAUAUAUAUCUGUGUGUUUCAUGUGGAUAUUUCUACAGGAGAUUCAGAUAUAACUCUCUUGUCAUAGAAAGUGCUUAGAUGCAUUGCAAAUAAUGUCCUAAGAAAUAAUAUCAUCUGGCCAAGAUGUUUUUAUUUUUUGUGUUACAUAUUGUGGUUUGAUGGCAGUUUUCUUGCCUGAGGUUAUUUCACUAUUCUUUGCCUCUGCUCGAGGAAGUGUUGGAUUGUUAGU